Messenger RNA from Caenorhabditis briggsae, 258 nucleotides. It is a transcript of the gene Cbr-nlp-6, whose product is annotated as Protein CBR-NLP-6. The coding region runs from base 1 to 258 and encodes 85 amino acids. The record is from RefSeq and is a predicted model, not a curated record. NCBI's taxonomy places the organism in Eukaryota, Metazoa, Nematoda, Chromadorea, Rhabditida, Rhabditidae. The transcript is spliced from 3 exons.
AUGCUCAGCUUCUCGCGACUCGCCUUCGUUCUUCUCGUCUCUGCGUGUGUCAUGGCUAUGGCGGCGCCAAAACAAAUGGUGUUCGGUUUUGGAAAGCGCGCAAUGGACAUGAGCGAAAUGCCAGAGGACGUUCCAAUGAAGCGAUACAAGCCAAGAAGCUUCGCGAUGGGAUUCGGAAAGCGCGCUUCAAUGCGCAGCUUCAACAUGGGCUUCGGAAAACGAUCCGCUGGAGCUGAAUAUGACGUCGAUUCCUUCUAA